AGAUUGCGUAGAGGACAGCGUUCGUUUUUAAAGGGUUACAGGAAGAUGUUGCAACAUUGUAGUUAUUUUCUGCAUACCAAGUCGCGACUGACUGCACAUAAAAUUACACAUACCAACAUGUCAAGGAGAGAUGUUGCAAGCAUUCACAGUGGCAAAUCGAUCCGAAAACAGUGUUUAAUCAGUCCGAAGGACUUGCAUGAAAAACUGAAGAGCAAAUCCGAUAAGGUUUCCGUUUUGGAUGCCACAUGGUACAUGCCUGCUGCAGGUCGAAAUGCAAAUACAGAUUUUUUAGAAAAGCAUAUACCCACUGCAGGCCGUUUUGACGUUGAUCAAAUAUGUGACAAAAGCUCUAAUCUUCCUCACAUGUUGCCGACAAUCAAUCAGUUCGAAAGACAAAUAUCGGAUUUAGGCAUUAGCAACGAAGAUGAGAUCGUUUUAUAUGACGUUGGGUUAAACUACUUUGCAUCUGCUCGUGCUUGGUGGAUGUUUCGAACGAUGUCCAACCAUCAGAAGUUGUUCCUGCUGGAUGGUGGGUUACAGGCAUGGAUUCAAGCGGGAUAUGAAGUCGAAAAAAAUAAGACCCAAGUCAAAAAAAAAACAUUUUUUGUUUCCCAAGCCUUUCGACGCGAACUUUUGAAAACAAAAAACGAGAUCAUUCGCAAUAUUGACGAGGGCAAGUUUCAGCUCAUCGAUGCGCGUCCGCACACCAGAUUUACUGGGGAAGAACAAGAAUUUCGGCAAGACUUGAGAUCUGGAAAUAUUCCAGGUUCCAUGAACCUGGAACUCCGCGAGGUGCUUGAUGGCAAAGGCUCGUUUAAGAGUGAACAAGAACUCUUAGAAUUAUUCAAGUUACGCGGUAUUGAUUUGAACAAUCCAAUCGCGACGACCUGCGGUUCUGGUAUCUCAGCCUGCGUCUUGGCAUUUGCAUUCCAUUUGGCCGGAAAUCCAAACGUGGCUGUCUAUGAUGGAAGCUGGACAGAAUAUGGACAGACAACAAGGCUAUAG
Molecule: messenger RNA, 1005 nt
Organism: Schistocerca gregaria
Lineage: Eukaryota; Metazoa; Arthropoda; Insecta; Orthoptera; Acrididae
Product: 3-mercaptopyruvate sulfurtransferase-like
Exons: 2
Coding region: 46-1005 (319 amino acids)
Biological process (GO): transsulfuration
Cellular component (GO): mitochondrion
Molecular function (GO): thiosulfate-cyanide sulfurtransferase activity
Source: RefSeq, a predicted model, not a curated record